CACUCCGCGCGGUCCGCCCGUCGUCUCCCGCGGCGACAAAACGAAAAUAACUCAAAUUAACAUUACUCACCAAUAAUUAUAACCAUAAGUGAUAAAUAAAACGCGCCAUUUCUGUCGCCAUUUUGUUUAUGUCAAUUUUUAGCGGGGACGACGUAACGCGAUGAAAUUGUCAGUUCGAAAUUUGAAAAAAUAGUGCGUUUCGGAUACACGGUGUGGAAUUUUGUGCACCGAAUUAAAGGAUUAACAAAAGGAUUCUUGUCAACAAGAUUCCAUAACGAAUCGCACAUCGAAAGACACAUCGUAAAGGCGAAAGACCGCGGGCGUUCGAGACAGUACCCGAAACUACGAGCCGGUGGCGUCUAACAUGGCGUCCACCGACACAUCGACCUCCAGCCAACAAAGCACAGCCCCAGAAGACCACAAGCGGACCUUCGACGACGCGUUCCUCAACAGACUGAAAGCUCUCCUCGAAAGGUUGCGACUUGACAAUGCCAACUUGAAGAAAGCUCUCGACUCCGAGCGGGGCGAAGUCCGAGCGUUGAAAGCCCAGAACGAAAGCACAAUCAGACACCUUAAGACUGAAUACAAAAAGAAAGAAGAAUUCUUAGAAAAACAAUUAAGAACAUGUUCUAUAAAACCGGAGAAGUUAGAAGAUAGUCAAUUAAGUUGCAAUAAAAUUAUCGAAUUGAAACGAUUAACGACAGAGAUUCAGUCUUUGAAAGCAGCGAAUAAGGGCCUUCAAGAGAAACUCAAGGUGGCGCAGGCGGCGGAAUGCGCGCGCGCUGCGGAGCUUCGGGCGCAGUGUGCGAAGCACGCGGCGGCGGAACACGUAGCGAGAAGAGAUGCUCGCGCGCAGUGCCAUAAGCUGCUGGAGGAAAUCAAAUCGAAAGAGCGAGUGAUAGCACAGCUGCGACGGGAGGCGGCGCGGGCGACGGCCUCGCAGAACGAACAGGCGCAAAGAAUGGAGUGUGGCUCCACCGAAUUAGGUAGAAAGCCACGUGGUGACCGUGAGGUUAAAGAAAAGAGCAACCGUGAAGAUCUGAAAACUGAUAUACAGCACAGAAAAGAAACAUUUUAUAGGGAGGCGCCUUCGGACGAGGAUUCCGCGGUUUCCUCCGCGCCCGCCUCCCUCUCCCCGCAGCCGCACGCCGACAUGUGGACGUGUGGCGAGUGCCGGGUAGCGGCGACGCGCGCGGCGGCUGCGGCGGCGGAGAGCGCGCGGCUUGCGGACGCGCUGCGCGACGCGCGCGACCAGCUCGAACUAAUGGAGUUCCGUCUGCUUGAGCUAGAAGACGCACACCCGGAGAAGGGUGCUAGGGACAACCUAACCGACUCGGAUUCGGGCUGCGUGUCCCCCGGCUCCCGGAUAAAGGACUCCGCGUCGCCGGAACUCAAGCGAAUGGAUUCAGGGUACAAGUCCCCUCAGGUGCCAAGCAGCCCCUGCAACCCACGACGGCACCUCGCCACCCCACACGAUGACUUCAAGGAGGACUUCGCUAAAGCACAAGUCCUGGCGGAAAUCCUGGACAGGAACUCCGAGACCAGUGACUCGUUGAGAAGCAACCCAGUGAAGGAUCAUUUGGAGCAGAUGAUAUUGAAUGCCGCCUCGCCGGAGGACAGAGGCUGCUUGGAGCAGGUUUUAAUGCUGUUGUACAACUACCAAGCCCUUAGCAGUUCUGUCAGUGAAGAUGAAUGUUAUCAGACGAAACCAAAAAGAAUCAGCGAUCUGAAAACAAAACAAGAAACAGACAGUCCAUUGCACAAAACCCAUAAAGCGAUCGCAACAGUUACACCGUACCAGCAGAAAGGCAAGAGUGAAUCACUCGAAAGCCUUUGCAUAGAGGAGAGGAAACCAAUAAAUUUACUGCAAGAAAGUGGAAUAUUCGAAGGCAUUGAAACUGAAUGCAAAAGUACUCAAACUGACGUCAACGAUAGCUUCGAAUGCAGUGGCGAAUUGAACACUGAAAUACAACGACUGAAUAGUAUUAGAGAGAAAUUAGAGAGGCAAGGAGUUAGAAAUAGGACAUUAAGUACUAAAGAGGACGGGGAAGGACUAGAGUGCAGGUGUGUGAAGUUGGGGAAGAAACACAAACAGUAUUACGAGAGGAGAUUAAAGUUUUUAGAAGGGAAGAUAUCUAUAUACGAAGCGGCGCAGGACGUUAAGGAAGCUAAGCUAGCACAGAGGCUACAGAAAGAGUUUCUACUCGAAAAUAGAAUACAGGAGUUGGAGAGUGAGCUAGGAGAGCUGCAGGACAAGUACGAGCGGCUGGAGGAGGAGUGCUGUGAGCUGGAGGAGAUCGAGAAUGACACGCGAUUGCACUGGCAACAACUAGAGAUGGACUAUGAGUUGUGCACUGCGCAGCUGCGCGACAUGACUGAGCAGCGCGAGUGCUCGCGGGCGCAGGCCGAGCGGCUGAUGGCGGAACUCAGCCAGCGAGAGUGCGCACUUAAGGCCAGAGAGAGCGAGCUGACGUCGCGGCUGCAGGGGCUGGAGCGCGCGGUGCCGGCGCUCAUCGUGUGGAACGUGAUGCAGGCGCUCGACGCGCAGCUCUCACCUAACGGAAAGCGUGUGCUAAUGUCCCGCAUGGGCCCGUUGAGUGAGGACAAGAAGUCGGCCAUCGCCGGUUUCAGGAAGGAGGCGACGAGCGCCGACGCGCUGCUGCCCUACUGCAACCCCUUCACCUCCACUCUGGAGACGCAGAUCAAUCUAUUAUUAGAAGAGAAGAGUGAGUUAGAGAAGAAGGCGAAAGCAGUGAAGGAUUCGUUCGAGAAGAAAGUGAGAGUUCUAGAAGAGCAGCUGGCGAGCGCGCGCCGCCAGCGCAGCGCCGCGGAGUGCGGGGCCGACGUGAAGCGCGAGAGGAUAGAAGAAAGGAUAGAGCAGUUGGAGAAGAAAGUAAAAGAAGAGAAGGAGGCUGCCAGUAAGCCGAUGGACGUGGGCACGAGCGCGCGGCUGCAGCAGCUGGCGGCCAGCGAGCAGGAGCUGCGCGCGCGCGUGGCGGAGCUGGAGCGGCGCGAGGCGGCCUACCUGGAGAUGCUGGCGCAGGCCGACGACAUGUGGGCCGAGAUGGAGGGCGGCUACAAGAAGAGGAUACAGGACUCCCGCGCCACGGAGACGCACCUCAAGGGAACGAUAAAAAAAUUAGAGAGUGAGAAGGAGCAGAACAAGAAGAGUAUAGAGCCGCUAAAGAAGAAGCUGCGAGAGGUAGAAGAGUCGGAGUCCGCGCUGCGCAUCUCGCUGGAGAAGUCUGAGCGGGACGCGCGCGCGCUGCGGGCGCACAACGCCAGCCUCAGCGCCGCCUGCACUAAAGCAGAGAUAGACGCGAGCAAAUCUGAAGCCGCUUUUAAAGCUCUUGAUGCCAAAUUUAAGAGGGAGAUAGACCAACUGCGCAGAAUGAACAAGCAGUUGGACGAGGAUUUAAAGAGUCACAAAGAAGUGUCGCGCAAGUCCGAGGUCAGCUUCAUUGGGGACCUGGACUGCAUCAGGAAAGAACUGAACAGAGCGUGCAAGAACAACCAAGAACUAGAAGUGACUAAUAGUGAAUUGAGGGAGGAGGUGGAAUCUCUGGAAAAGCAGCUAGCGUUAACACAGAAAGCUCUCAGUCAGUGCAAGAGGAAAUGCGAUGAAAAACUAAAAACAUUAAGCCACGAAUUGUCAAUAAAAACAGAGGAACUGGAAGAGAUGAGAAGCGAAUCUAUGAGGCAAUUCCACGCGUCCAGAGUGGAUCUGAAGCCGGAGAGAACUGAAUACGUGGACGAAGGCUAUUCGAUAUACAAUGCUGUACCAAAGAAGACUGAUUACGGAAGAAUGCACCAUAGCAUGAGCUUCAUAACGUCGGAAUCGCGUUGCAGCUGCCCCGCGAUGAGGAGUCAACUGGUCGGACAAUUGAUAGAGGAUCUAUUUGAUAGAAUGCAUAAUACGACAGACGAUGAUUUAAGUACAUUGUGUGAGGAGAUAGGGUCUACUGAAGUGACUGUGGAUACUAAAGCCAAGAUCACCAAUUAUCUUCUGAUGGCGAUCUCCAAGGAGCUCAUCAGAUCGAUAGGAGACGCGGAUGCGAAGACCGAAACAGAGGAAUGGCGACGUGGUCUGACGUCACAGUCGGGUAGUGUGCGGGGCGGCGCGGGGGCGGCGGGGGUGGCGGGGAACGCGGGCGUGGUGCGCGGCGCGGCGCGCCUCGCGAGCGUCAGUUGCGCGUGCGCCGCGGCACGGCUUUGUGCUGCCGCGCCUGCGCUCGCUGAUACUGUCAACGUCUGUCAGGAGGAAGUUUUAGAGCAUGGAGACGUUAAAAUAAUGGAGGAGCAACUAGCGAACGCCAUAGAGAAUAUUGUUAAUUGUCCGUCGUGUGCGUUGGGUACAAACUCAAUAGUUUGGAGCACGGACGUAUAGCGUCGUACUUCUUGUUGUGUGUUUAUCUCCACCGACCUCAAUCUGGUGCCUUCGUAGUGUAGCGUGUGUAAAUACUGUACCAUACUGAGCUAACUCUACGUCAUAUCCGAUAGUUAUCGAAUUAUUUAUAUAAGCUGUAGCGCAUAUCGAACAAAUCGUACCUUCAUAUCGAUUUUAAGUCGAAUUUUAAAUGUUUCUCGGAUUUUUUUCUAAUUGUAACUUUCCGUGCCAAUUGUUUUGACAUUAUGUAAAUAACAUGUUAUUUUAUCUGUGAAACAUUUUUAUUUUUUAAUAACGAAUCGAAUGAUUGUAAUUC
This is a messenger RNA of Papilio polytes (common Mormon), 4703 nucleotides long. It is a transcript of the gene Pif1A, whose product is annotated as myosin-7. NCBI's taxonomy places the organism in Eukaryota, Metazoa, Arthropoda, Insecta, Lepidoptera, Papilionidae. The transcript is spliced from 23 exons. The record is from RefSeq and is a predicted model, not a curated record. Bases 365 to 4387 code for a protein of 1340 amino acids.